GCGGCUGCGCCACUCGUCCUUCUCCUGUCUUCCCAUUUUCCAUCUAAAAAGGCGCUACCAAUUGGAAUAUUCCUUAAGUAUCGCACCUCGCAACCACAGCCUUCGUUAUCUUCUCGCUUGAGAUAGCGAUAUUCGCAAAAAUGACCACAGCAAACUCUACGCCAACAGACAACGCCCAGCAAAACUCCAAGUACUUUCGGAAAGCGCUGAACGACCUCACGCCUAACAACAUUGGGCAACUCAAAGAAGUGAAUAAGGUUCUGUUGGGUGACGAGCUAGGGCAGGCGGUUUAUGACGAUGCAUUGAAGGUUGGGGACUUUGCAAAGCUUGCGCUGUUCAACGAUAUCAUUGUGGGAGGAAUAAUAACUGCAAAGUCGACGGUUGCCGAAGCGAAGAAGAACAAGGUUGAGAUCGUUAGCCUUGCGGUCCUGCCGGCAUAUCAAAAGCUGGGACUAGGGACAAUGCUAUUGGAUCACAUCAUAAACACAAGCGAAACGCAGCUCGCUGGAUCUGAGAUUCACGUCCGGAUACCAACGAAGGAUACCGCCGCGGUGUCCUUCUUCACAAAGAGAGGGUUUGCGGCAAGCGGAGAUCCUAAAUCGGAUACUCAAAUGUUUGUGCGCACCAUCUGAGCGCUUUCCUUACUCAUGCGUGUGCGCCCGUGAUCAAGGCAUCGAGCCGCAUUGUAGAUAUUCGCCGCAAGCAGCGAUUAUAGAAUCAGAUUCGUUGAUAAGACAUGAUCCGACAAUGGGCAAACCCCGACACACCGAUCGACCUUGUCCAAAAAAAAGUGCAUCAUUCAUUUCUUAGAAAGAAAAGAAAUCUAAGCCCGCUUCAUAUUCAUCC
Messenger RNA from Fimicolochytrium jonesii, 846 nucleotides. RefSeq lists its product as uncharacterized. NCBI's taxonomy places the organism in Eukaryota, Fungi, Chytridiomycota, Chytridiomycetes, Spizellomycetales, Powellomycetaceae. Gene Ontology annotation, cellular component: NatA complex. The record is from RefSeq and is a predicted model, not a curated record. Gene Ontology annotation, biological process: mitotic sister chromatid cohesion. Bases 141 to 632 code for a protein of 163 amino acids. Gene Ontology annotation, molecular function: acyltransferase activity, transferring groups other than amino-acyl groups. The transcript has 4 exons.